AUGCCAGGAAAUGUUUCCCUGUUAACGAAGGCCUUGGCCAUUGCUAUGGCUAUGGCGGAUGCUGCCAGCUCCUCGCAGUUGAAACCGAGAUUAGUGGGCGAGUCCCCCAAGAACGGCAGGACGUCUUUUCCAGCUGUCAAAAUACCUCAUAAACAGAUUAACAGUAGGGCAACCAGUACCGUCGAUGUCGGCAGCAAUUGGUACAUACAAGCCUGGAUCGGGACACCUGGACAGAGCUUCUACUUUUUAGCUGACAGUGGCGCCCCCAAUCUGUCUAUCGAGUCGACUCUGGAGCCGUCCUCCCAACAGGGAGACAUUCCUCUAUAUAACCCCCAAAAUUCAAGCACCGCUGAGAUUAUGGACGGAUAUUCGUACUCCGAGUGUUUUGGGAGUGGAUAUUGCGAUAACGGCGUUGUAUAUACUGACAUUUUCACCGUUGGUCAGCUAGCGUAUGAGGGGAUGCCGAUCAUGGUGCAGACCAACAACACGUCCCCAUCUAAUGGCGUUCGGUCUGGAAAUUUGGGACUAAACGUAGAUCAUGGUGGCAUGUCUACUGAACCCGAGAGGCUGCCGUCCUUCUUCCAGCACAUUCUACCCGAUCUUGACCAACCUCUGUGGACUGUCGACUUCCAGGCCGCCAACAACACUGGUCAAUUCGACUUUGGUUACAUAGACACCUCCAAGUACACAGGAGACAUUGCCUACGGCAACAUCACUACAACGAAUGGUCUUUGGACUGUGGAAAUCCAGGGCAUUGGGGCAGGGUAUGACGAUAGUGCUUUCAAAUCUCAUCAAUUCCAGGUUGUUUUUGAUACUGGAACUGGCGGCGGUAGUAUCAGCCGAGACAUUGCAGAUCUCUAUUGGAGCCAAGUCCCUAAUUCGCAAUGGAAUGAUGGUUGGAGCAAUUACCUCUACCCCUGCAACCAAACACUGCCCGACUUCGUGAUCCAGUUGGCAGAUGGCAGCAAGGUCGGAAUUCCUAGCGACGGUCUGUUUUCUAAGGCCGCAGACGACGGCAGUGGCCUCUGUGCGACUAUGUUGGCUAUAGCAGAUGGCGACGAUACGCUAUGGGGACAGGCUUGGAUUGAAAAGUGGUUCGUGAUCUUCGACUGGGGAAAUAAUCGACUUGGAGUUGCAAACAAAGACCAGUGA
Molecule: messenger RNA, 1152 nt
Organism: Talaromyces rugulosus
Lineage: Eukaryota; Fungi; Ascomycota; Eurotiomycetes; Eurotiales; Trichocomaceae
Exons: 3
Coding region: 1-1152 (383 amino acids)
Biological process (GO): proteolysis
Molecular function (GO): aspartic-type endopeptidase activity
Source: RefSeq, a predicted model, not a curated record